Capsicum annuum is the source of this 732-nucleotide messenger RNA. Its product is annotated as receptor kinase-like protein Xa21. Gene Ontology annotation, biological process: protein phosphorylation. The transcript has 4 exons. The record is from RefSeq and is a predicted model, not a curated record. The coding region runs from base 1 to 732 and encodes 243 amino acids. Gene Ontology annotation, molecular function: ATP binding; protein kinase activity. NCBI's taxonomy places the organism in Eukaryota, Viridiplantae, Streptophyta, Magnoliopsida, Solanales, Solanaceae.
AUGUUUCAUGUGGUUGUGGCAAUUGAAUAUCUGCAUCACAGUCAUAACACUCCGAUAGUUCAUUGCGACCUAAAUCCUCUUUUGUACAAAGAUAUGGUGGCUCAUGUUGGUGAUUUUGGAAUCUCUAUGAUUUUAGCCGUAAACAAGUCCAUGGAACACACAGAGACAUUGGGAACUCUUGGAUACAUUGCAGCAGAAUAUGGUUCAGAUGGAAUGGUCUCCGCUAGUGGUGAUGUUUACAGCUAUGGCAUCAUGUUCAUGGAAGUUUUGGCAAAAAGAAGGCUGACAGAUGAAGAGAUAUUCAAUGAAAACCUUGGGUUGAGAGAGUGGAUAAGGCGAGCAUUUCCGAGAACUAUAAUGGAUGUUGUGGAUGCCAAUCUUUUCUCUGAGGAAGAGCAAAUCACUUCCAAAAGUGCAAUUACGAUGGAACUCGCGGCUGAAAGUGCUUUUUUGGCUAAACUUGAUGCCAUUACCCGUCAAUGGGAAGUGAUAAAUGAAAGGUUAGAUCAUAUGGGAGUUCCACGGGAGCAAGUGGGCUACCCAGACACACGUCAAGAUGAAGACCGUAGCUCAUGUGAGCUACGAGGUAAAUCUCAAGAUGGAGAGGAAGCCAAGAUUCAAAAUAAAGAUGAUUGGCUGAGACUUUUGGUUAUUGAGCUCUCGGUUUCUUCAUGUGCGUACUUUUUUGAGCGAUUCCUUUUGAAGUGGUAUUUGAACGAGGUGAAGCCGUGA